AUGACUCGAGGCUCUGUUAGAAAUUAAAAUGAAACGAUGUUCUUUAUUUCCGCAGUCAAUUUGAUUUUUGGAAUCACGAAGUCAGAAAUGUUCACAAUCAUAUCUAAUGCAAUCCUCUUUGGUUUGAUUUUAAUUUAUUUGUUAUACAAGUACAAGAGCCAUAGAAAACAACUAAUUUUCGAACAAGUCAUCGUAGUGUAUUAUUGCUGUUUCCAAUUGGUUCUGAGAGGAGUACCUGCUAUUUGGUUUAAUAUAUUUUCGAUAUCUUUGGACUAACAUCUAGUUUAAUUUGUAACCUUACUAAUUGUUAUCGCAUUCACUUUCGCAUAAGUUCAACCGAUGACAGAGAUUAGUAUACUUUAAUCAAUUUUAGAAUAAUUGAUUCUGAUUAUCACAUUUCUUUACAAAAAGUACAAUUUCACCAAUCUUAAGAAGCACACUCAAAAUAAACUACUAAAACAGAUCAUCAAUAACGUAAGGUAUUACACAUUCGACCACAAGUAAAAUGAAGUUAACGGAGACAACUUAAUGCCAUCAGAACAAAUCUAAAUAUCAAAUGCAACAUUAUUUUCAUCUCGUUCUGAAAAUCAGAAAUUGCAAUGUCAAAUCAGAAAGGAUAUCAAAAUCAAAUGUUAUACCAAACAACAAUUAGACAUGGCCCAGCAAUCCCAACUCAUCACUUUAAAACCCUCAGUUUUUGAUACUAUGGCUGGAUUUCUGGAAUUCUACUAAAAGGGUAAGCAUUAGAUGAAGGAUAACGUGAUUUUAGCAUCUGAAUACGAAGAACCAACAGGACGAAAACAAUAAUAUAGAUUAUAUAUAGAAUAAUUUAAAUAAAUUCAAAAAGUAUACACUCUAGUUGCAUUUGUUAGUUUGCAAGAUAAAAUACCAUCAAAACAAAAUAAAUACAUUGAUAAGUUCAAGGUAAGUUUGUCCAAAAUAUUUACACACAAAUUGAAGACUCCUCUCAACACCACUCUAGGGUUCUUAUAAGCCAUUGUUUAAGAGAACAACACAAUAGAUGAAUAAUUAAAGUCUAACUUUUUGAAGCCUGCCUUUAUCAAUUCAAAAAUCCAAUAUUAUUAAGUCUAGGACAUUUUAGAUUAUGUUAAUUCAGCAAAACUAGUUACUUUUAAGGUGAGUAAGGUCAAUUUACAUAAGACUUUACAAUUGAUUUACGACAUGAUCGAAUUGCAAUGUCGAGCUAAGUAGAUUCAAGUCGUCUUUACGGUGAAUUCCAAACCCUUCGACAUAAAUGAGAGGUAUUUGAUUACAGCAUUUUAUGAUAGACCAAUAUACCUAUCUACUGAUUAAUUAAGAUUGGAGCGAAUCCUAUUCAAUUUAUUGAACAAAUCAUAUAGACACACAUAAAUCAAAGGGAAAAUUCAAUUAAAAGUGGAUGUAUUGACUGAACAUAAUUAAGUUUAAUUUAAAAUAAAUGAUAAUGUUUAAGGAUUCAAGUAAGAACAAUUUGAAUAAAUCAACAAUUUUGCUAAACUAUAAAACCAAUGCAUUCAUGGAUUUCGUAAUUCAAUUGCCAAAAGAUCGACUUUCAAAUUUAGUCUUACACUGCAGAUCACGAAUAAACUAAUUUAUUUUCUAAGUGAUUUUCAGUGUUCCUUAUAAAUAAAUCAUGAUUUGGAUGAUGGAGCGAGUUAUCAUUUUUUUAUCAGUCUCAACUGCCAAUAAGAAAAUCUCUAGUAGUCAUUCGAAGUCAGUUAGAGGAAUUUGAGUUUCUAAAGAAAAAACUCUAAUUCACUUAAAAAACAUCUACCAAAUCACAUAUCAUUAUUUACAACCAAUAAGAAUCAAACAUCGGAUAAAAUCUUAGAAGAAUAUGAAAUUGAUGUUGAACCGCUUGCAAAUAAACCACUUUAAUUGAGCACUUAAAUGGUUCAAACCUCUCCUAAAAGUACUCUAUUAAAGAACUAACCAGUCCAACAAAGCAUCCUUCCUUUUCACAAAUCUGUCUUUCAAAAGGAAAUCAUUGACAAAUCACUAACUAUUUCGAUGGCUUUUGAUCACUCCUUCAAUGUGAAACGUAUUACAGAUUCAAUAGACAUCAGACAAGACAUGAAUUAAACCAUUAUGCUGGUUGAUGAUGAGCCAUUCAAUCAUGACACUCUGAAACUAAUGCUCAAGAGUUUAGGAUUCAAAAAUUUUAUUAGUGCCUACCAUGGCUAAUAAUGUAUAGAAUUAGUAACAAAACAUUACAAGUCUAUCAAAGUUAUCUUCAUGGAUCUAGAUAUGCCUAUAAUGGGCGGAAUUAAGGUUCUCGUCCAAUAGAUGCAAGAUGGUGAAAUCGAUUACAUACCAAUUGUUGCUUGUACUGCGCAUGAUGAUAAAGAUACUCAAUAAGAAUGUCUAAUGGCAGGAAUGAUUUAUAUAAUUGCUAAACCUGUAUUUAUAAGGAGUUUGUAAGAAACAUUUUUGAGAAUUAAUGAAAUCAAAGUUAAAUCUUAAAAUUAUAUUUUUGGAUCCAAAGCAAUUUCGUCAAGUAUUAAAUGA
Messenger RNA from Paramecium tetraurelia, 2508 nucleotides. RefSeq lists its product as uncharacterized. The transcript has 4 exons. Gene Ontology annotation, molecular function: phosphorelay sensor kinase activity. Gene Ontology annotation, biological process: phosphorelay signal transduction system. The record is from RefSeq and is a predicted model, not a curated record. Lineage: Eukaryota; Ciliophora; Oligohymenophorea; Peniculida; Parameciidae.